This is a messenger RNA of Salvelinus sp. IW2-2015, 1605 nucleotides long. RefSeq names its product zinc-binding protein A33. Gene Ontology annotation, biological process: protein ubiquitination. Gene Ontology annotation, cellular component: cytoplasm. The record is from RefSeq and is a predicted model, not a curated record. NCBI's taxonomy places the organism in Eukaryota, Metazoa, Chordata, Actinopteri, Salmoniformes, Salmonidae. Gene Ontology annotation, molecular function: ubiquitin protein ligase activity; zinc ion binding; protein binding.
CCAGACUUCUAURAGGAAUUAACGAGAGGGGAAAAGCAGAAGACAGAGCAUCGUAUCAGCUGACAUCAUGUAUCARACAUCCCUAAAAUGACUCCCGGUACCUGAUCAGGUGAAGACAUACAUGUCAUCCAGUGUSUGUCUCCCAGAGGAGGAUCUCUCCUGUCCUGUGUGCUGUGASAUCUUCAGGGACCCUGUCCUCCUACCAUGUAGCCACAGCUUUUGUAAGACCUGCCUACAAUGCUACUGGAACACCUCARCCCUCAGACAGUGCCCUGUCUGCAGGAGAAGAGCUUCCAAGCGCACCCCUCCCUCCAACCUGGCWCUGAAGAACCUCUGUGAAGCUUUGCAACAGGGCAGGAUUCAGAGCUCAGCGGAGGGGAACAGUGURCUUUGUAGUCUACAUGGAGAGAGACUCAGAUUCUUCUGUCUGGUGGACAAGCAGCCUGUCUGUGUAGUGUGCCAAGMCUCGAAAAUACACAAGAACCAUGACUGCGUACCCACAGAGAAGGCAGCACAGGAUUGCAAGGAUGAGCUCAACGUAGCACUGAAAACCUUACAGGAUACUCUGGACUCCCUCAUUAGACUGAAGGGAACCUCUGAAGAGAUGCUCGAGCCCAUUAAGAAUCAGGCCCUGGAGACAGAGAGGCAGAUAAAGGAUCUGUUUGUGGAACUCCACCAGUUCCUGUAUGAUGAAGAGGCAGCGAGGCUAGCUGCUCUGAAGGAGGAGGAAGAGGAGAAGAUAGGGCUGAUGAAGAGUACGGUGACAAAGGCUGCAGCAGGGAUGAUAUACCUCAAAGAGACUAUAACAGUCAUAACACAGGAGAUGACAGAUGCUGAAGACAUGACAUUGCUCCAGAAUUUUAAAGCCACUAUAGAGAGAGCCCAGUGCACAGGGCAGGGUCCAGAGACAAUUUCAGGGGCGCUGAUUGAUGUGGCCAAGCACCUCUGUAAUCUCAAGUACAGAGUCUGGAAGAAAGUGCUUCUGCAUGUUGAAUACACUCCUGUGACCUUGGACCCAAACACAGCCCACCCCUGCCUCUUCCUGUCACAUGACCUCACGUCCCUUCAGUACACCAGCCAGCCUCACCAUCUCCCUGACAACCCUGAGCGCUUCCACAUGAGUGCAGAGGUCCUGGGCAUGACCGGGCUUAGCUCAGGAAGCCACUGCUGGGUAGUGGAUACAGGAUGUAACAACGACUGGAUUCUGGGCGUGGCCUGUACGUCUGUCACCAGGAAUGCGGAGGUCCAGGCCCGGCCGGAGAACGGGUUUUGGACCAUGUGUCUGCGAGACAGGGAGUACAGAGCGAUGACCUCACCACCAACAGCCAUGACAGUCACAGAGAAACUCAAGAGGGUCAGAGUGCAGCUGGACUGGGACAAGGGCCAAGUGUCUUUCUUUGACCCUGCUGAUGACGAUACACCCCUUUACUCUUUCUCACACAAGUUCACAGAGAAAGUGUUUCCGUAUUUUUAUACGCAAAGCAAACACCCUCUGAGAAUCCUACCUGAGAGGACGUGUGUUACAGUGCAACAGAGUGGGGCAGGACAUCCUUGUACAGUACCCGACUGAUAAUUUUUUACAAUAAAUGAAUUUCUGUCAACUCA